Nicotiana attenuata is the source of this 3305-nucleotide messenger RNA. Its product is annotated as probable receptor-like protein kinase At1g30570. The coding region runs from base 345 to 2960 and encodes 871 amino acids. The record is from RefSeq and is a predicted model, not a curated record. The transcript is spliced from 3 exons. Lineage: Eukaryota; Viridiplantae; Streptophyta; Magnoliopsida; Solanales; Solanaceae. Gene Ontology annotation, biological process: protein autophosphorylation. Gene Ontology annotation, molecular function: transmembrane receptor protein tyrosine kinase activity; ATP binding. Gene Ontology annotation, cellular component: plasma membrane; plasmodesma.
GUGGUAAAGAAAAAGACAGACAGUUCAAUAUAUGAAUGUUUCCAGUCUGUUUCAAACAACUCCAGCCUACCCAUGUUCCCCUUCUCCUCCUUUUUUUUCUCUCAGAAAACAAAAAAAACUAAAAUAGGAGCUCUUUCCCCUAUAAUCACUAUUUUUAGAUCUGCUUACUGAUUUGGGUUUUGUUUUUUCUGAGCUGAAGCUGUUCAUUUUGAAGACAUUUUCUUGUGGGUUUUGGUUAUUUUCCCAUGUUGAGCUUCUGAGUUGCCUAUGAGAGAUUGAUGAAGUUUUGUAGCUGAGCUUGAAAAAGUGUAUAUAACUUGGGGGCUGUAUUGGGAUAGUGAGUUAUGAAAGUCAAAGGCAGAGAGAUGUUUGGGCAAUUUCUUGUUUUGAUAUUAGUUGUGUUUGUUGAAAUUGGAGAAGCUCAAACAAAGACUUUUUUGGUAAAUUGUGGGACUAAUUCCAGUGUGAAUGUAGAUGGUAGUAAAUGGAUAGGUGAUUCUGCCCAUGGCAACAAUGUCACUUUGAGUUCACCUGGUAUUGAGGCAACAACUGCUUCAUUUAAUGGUGACUCAUCCUAUGAGCCACUCUAUAAAACUGCCAGAUUUUUUGAUGAAAGUGUUAACUAUACUUUCCAAAUAUCACCUGGUAGUUAUUUCCUCAGACUUCAUUUCUAUCCCUUUUCAUUCGGGAAUCAUGAUGCGAACGGGUCGUUCUUUGCUGUUGCUGCAAAUGGUUUGAAGUUGGUUUCGGAGUUUAAUGUUGCUGCUGAGAUUUUGCACAAGAAUUUGUACCUGCAAGGUCCCGGAGGCAACUCUAGUGUUCUCUCGUCGGUGAAGGAGUAUUUUGUGACUUCCGAUAUUAAUGUCUUUGUGCUCGAGUUUAUUCCCAACAAAGGUUCUUUUGGAUUUGUUAAUGCCGUAGAGAUCAUCCCUGUGACUGAUAAGCUAUUUGUUGAUUCUAUCAGUAAAGUCGGCGGGAAUGGUGCUAACAGCUCUUUAAAUUUGAGUAAACGAGGGAUUCAGACUAUGUACAGGUUGAACGUUGGUGGUUCAGCAAUUAAAUCUACUCGUGAUUCAGGGUUGAGGAGGAUGUGGGAGGCGGAUUCAAGCUAUAUGAUCAUUGCAGAUGCAGGUGCUGAAGUCAAAAACCAUUCCAACAUUACCUAUGCUUCCCCAAACGACACCUCUAUUGCGCCUCUUCUUGUGUAUGAAACAGCAAGAAUUAUGAGCAACACAGAUGUCAUGGAGAAGCGGUUGAACAUGUCGUGGAAAUUGGAAGUGGAUCCGGAGUUUGAUUACCUAGUCCGCUUACAUUUCUGUGAGUUUGACUAUAAUAAACCGAAUCAAAGGAUCUUCAAAAUCUAUAUAAAUAACAAAACUGCUGCUGACAACUACGACAUUUUCUCACGAGCUGGGGGAAUGAACAAGGCGUACCAUGAGGAUUACUUUGAUGUGAUACCGUCGAAAAGCAGCAGCCUUUGGGUGCAACUUGGUCCUGAUACAACGACUGGUUCUGCAGGCACUGAUGCUCUUUUGAAUGGUUUGGAGGUUUUCAAGUUGAGUCGGAAUGGUAAUCUUGCCUAUGUACAGAAAUAUGAGGAUGUUCCAGAGAAAACAACUUCGAAGAAUUUAAUCCUUUGGGUAGGAAUUGGAGCAGGUAUUGCAUCCAUUGUCAUUGUUGCGGGUUUAAUCAUGCUGAUUAUACGUCUAUGUAGAAGGCGGAGAAGCAAAGACGAUACGAAGAAAAACGAAGCUGGAUGGAGGCCUUUAUUCCUUCACGGAGCUGCUGUGACCAGCACUGGUAAUGGUAACGGUAAGGGAUCAAUACAAUAUCAAAGUCUUGGGACUCUAAGAUCGGGAAGGCGGUUUACUCUAGCAGAGAUUAAAGCAGCCACAAACAACUUCGACGAGAGCUUAGUGAUUGGAGUGGGAGGAUUUGGUAAGGUUUUCAAGGCAGAGCUCGAUGAUGGCACCCUUGGUGCGAUCAAACGAGCCAAUCCUCAAUCUCAGCAAGGUCUGAAAGAAUUUGAGACAGAAAUCGAAAUGCUUUCUAAGUUAAGGCAUAGGCAUUUGGUUUCCAUGAUAGGUUUCUGUGAUGAACAGAAUGAAAUGAUUUUGGUCUAUGAGUACAUGGCCAACGGAACACUCAGGAGUCAUCUCUUUGGCAGCGAUCUGCCAUCUCUAAGUUGGAAGCAAAGACUAGAGGUGUGCAUUGGUUCAGCUCGCGGUCUGCAUUACCUUCAUACAGGGUCAGAGCGUGGAAUCAUCCAUAGGGAUGUCAAGACAACCAACAUAUUGUUAGAUGAGAAUCUUGUAGCGAAAAUGGCGGAUUUUGGGCUGUCUAAAACUGGCCCUUCUUUGGAGCAUACUCAUGUAAGUACAGCAGUGAAAGGAAGUUUUGGUUAUCUGGAUCCUGAGUAUUUCAGGCGGCAGCAGUUGACUGAGAAAUCUGAUGUUUACUCCUUUGGUGUUGUGCUGUUUGAAGUUCUCUGUGCGCGCCCUGUUAUAAAUCCAAGCUUACCAAGAGAUCAGAUUAAUCUUGCAGAGUGGGCUAUGCGGUUUCAACGACAAAGAAAGCUUGAAACCAUCGUUGACCCACAACUUGCAGGAAAUUAUUCCCCAGAAUCAUUGAUGAAAUUUGGAGAAAUUGCUGAGAAAUGUCUAGCAGACGAGGGGAAGAGCAGACCAACAAUGGGAGAAGUCCUAUGGCAUCUGGAAUAUGUGUUACAACUCCAUGAGGCUUGGCUGCGGAAGAAUGUAGGGGAAGACUCUGCUUCCGAUAUUCGUGCUCUGGAGACAGUUGAGGAGAGAGGAACUGAAAAUUCAGAAGACGAGACUCAUGUUGAUUCAAAAACUAAAGAAGAAGAGGGUGAAUCUGCAACAAGGAGCACUGGCACUACAGAUGCCAUGGCUUCUGGAAUAGAUGAUUUUUCGCAAUUAGUCAAUCAAAAUGGAAGGUGAGAUCCAAAACAGAAGAGACUUGAUUAUAGGCCUGAAUUCUUUCCAUUUUUUGUCACACACGUUUAUAAGGACUUUCAGUAUAACCUCAAUCAGCUUGGACAUGACUCAUUAAGCUGAAGGAGCUUAGAAUGUGAAGAUCUUUGGUAAUACUUUCAUGCUGUAUUCUUUUCCUCAGUUAAGAUUUUCAAUUUUUUUCCUGCUGAAUCCUUGUUGCUCAGGACUAAACAAUUCUUUUAUUAUUGUAUGUACAUUAUGUUCAAGAGAAUGCCACUAAGUUGAUGAAUUGGUAUGUAUUGUAUAAUUUACUUCUAUUUCAGUGGAGAAAUGAUAUCUUGUGUUAUGGCA